Messenger RNA from Harpia harpyja (harpy eagle), 615 nucleotides. It is a transcript of the gene ATP5PF, whose product is annotated as ATP synthase peripheral stalk subunit F6. The transcript is spliced from 4 exons. Gene Ontology annotation, biological process: proton motive force-driven ATP synthesis. Gene Ontology annotation, molecular function: proton transmembrane transporter activity. Lineage: Eukaryota; Metazoa; Chordata; Aves; Accipitriformes; Accipitridae. The record is from RefSeq and is a predicted model, not a curated record. Bases 197 to 520 code for a protein of 107 amino acids.
AGAGAGGGGACCACUAAACGGGGUGGAGUCAUGCUGGCUUUCAAGUGUUUCCCUUCCGUAUCAACAGUCAGAAAAUAAAUCCGAACUGGGAGAAGUGGCUGUGCACCACGCACCCGGCCAAACACCAGGAAGCAAACUACGCAAGAUGCCAAGUACCCUCCUACGUUUUCAGCCAAACUAAAACAUUAGUGUCACGAUGAUUCUGCAUCAGAUUCUGCAGCUUUCUUCCAUUUUUCGCUCUGCUGUUUCCACUCACUUGCGCAGAAACAUAGGGCUUUCUGCUAUUGUCUUUAAUAAGACAAAAGAGCUCGAUCCAGUUCAGAAGCUCUUCUUGGACAAGAUCAGAGAAUACAACACAAAGACCAAGCAAGCUGGAGGGCCUGUUGAUGUAGGCCCUGAAUUUCAGAAAGACAUGAAUGAAUCCCUUGCUAGACUUCAACGAGCUUAUGGUGAAGGAGAUCUAACGAAGUUUCCAGAAUUUAAAUUUGAGGAGCCCAACUUUGAGGAGACUCCAAAGUGAUCUCUGCAGGUUGUACACCAGACAGCAGUGUACAUCAGUGGAGGUGCUGAACAUGGCAUCAGUUGUAACUUAAUAAAUGCAGUGUUUCAGUUUGA